Molecule: messenger RNA, 366 nt
Organism: Phytophthora infestans T30-4
Lineage: Eukaryota; Oomycota; Peronosporomycetes; Peronosporales; Peronosporaceae
Product: PcF and SCR74-like cys-rich secreted peptide, putative
Exons: 1
Coding region: 1-366 (121 amino acids)
Source: RefSeq, a predicted model, not a curated record
AUGUUUACGUUUUUCUUAAGGCGCGUUUUCAUACCUAAACGAAGGGGUUAUAUUAACCCUUGGCUGACCUUUGACGACUCGGAAAAUCUUGCGUUCAUUCUUCUAUUUCUCAAGUCAAGCCCACGUCGAUAUCUUACAAAACUGAUGAAGAUGAACUUCAAGACCUACGCUCUUUUUGCUGUUGCCGCGGUGUUCGCCACGUCAAGUAGUGCGCAACCGUUCUGCACGGCGCCAGGAUGCGCACCAAACACGUAUUCUGAUCACAAUAUCAAGGUCAGCGAGUGCUGUCGUAAGCAACCGGACUUCUAUCAAUGCUGUUCGGAUAGUUGCAACAAAGGGCUUCCAUGUAACCCCGCACGUCCAUGA